AUGUAGCAAUAAAAAAGAGAGAAAACUAUUACGUUUUAAGGUGGCUAAUAAUAAAUAUAACAAGAAAAUUAAUAUUAGCCAGUUAAAGGAUAGCAUUCAGAAGGAUAAUAGUAUUAUUUGUUAUUUGAACUAUUAUUAGGUAUCAAAAUAAUCCCUAAUCUCAACAAAUAAUUCCUUUUUCAGCAUAUGCUUAAUAUGCUUAAUACCCUUAAUAACUUAAUAAUGCAAGUCUUUAUAAAACAGAUCAACCAUUGCACCCUAUUGAUUAAAAAAAAAUGGAUUUAAGAUCAUUUAAAAGGCUGUAUAGAUUCUUAUGCAAAAUAGUUUUUUUGCUUUCAAUUUUCUAUUGUUAUGUUAAUUAUCUACCUUUACAUUUAUUAGAUGCUAUGCUGAAUUUUAAUAUGGAGGAAGAGCAGAGAGGACAGCUGGUAUCAUGUUUAUUAUCUCGUAAUUAAUUUCUAAUAAUCAAGGUUUGUCAUUUUUACUAUUGGAAUUAGUAUAAGUAUAUGUUCAAAAAGGACCUUUUUAUAUUACUAAGUUAUAAUGGUCAUAGGUUUAAUAUUUGAAAUAAGUGGAUCUAUUAUAAUAUUUGCCUCUAUUAAUUAUUUAGACUAUAAUUUAUAUUAUUAAGAGGAUGAAGAAAAAUAACCAAAAGAGGCUGGGUAUCAAUUAAAUAUAAACAAUUAGAUUGA
This is a messenger RNA of Paramecium primaurelia, 692 nucleotides long. NCBI's taxonomy places the organism in Eukaryota, Ciliophora, Oligohymenophorea, Peniculida, Parameciidae. The record is from the annotation of a GenBank genome assembly.